Messenger RNA from Actinia tenebrosa (Australian red waratah sea anemone), 2365 nucleotides. RefSeq lists its product as uncharacterized. Gene Ontology annotation, biological process: DNA-templated transcription initiation. Gene Ontology annotation, molecular function: DNA binding. Lineage: Eukaryota; Metazoa; Cnidaria; Anthozoa; Actiniaria; Actiniidae. The record is from RefSeq and is a predicted model, not a curated record.
UCUCAYCUAUAUAUAAAGGUCUGUUGUCCUGGCUCAACGCUCUCACAAAAUUUCAUUUAUCUCGUGUUUCUUGCAUUAUUACGAAUUCAUAUCUCGCAGAAAGAACCUUAACAACUCUUAGGAUAAUUCUCUGCUGAGAAACCAGCGAGAGAAUGAGCCAAGAGGACGAAAACCGCUAUGGCGCCGGCAGUUCUCUUCAGGCACAUGCAGGUAUAAUGACACCAAGCCCAGGAAUGUCAACGACUACAGGCUUACCAGGAGGGUUGGCUGCCUAUCCCCAUACCCCUAGUCCCAUGCCACCCCUAACACCUAUGACCCCCAUGACACCAAUGACGGCUGAGCAGUCUGGUAUCAUCCCACAGCUACAGAAUAUAGUUUCAACAGUGAAUCUUGGAUGUAAAUUAGACCUCAAGAAAAUUGCACUGCAUGCCAGGAAUGCAGAAUACAACCCCAAGCGUUUUGCAGCCGUCAUCAUGAGAAUCAGGGAUCCAAGGACUACAGCUUUGAUAUUCAGUUCAGGAAAGAUGGUCUGUACUGGAGCAAAGAGUGAGGAACAAUCAAAACUUGCUGCUAGAAAAUAUGCCCGUGUUGUACAGAAGCUUGGCUUUCCUGCAAAGUUCACUGAAUUUAAAAUCCAGAAUAUGGUAGGAAGCUGUGAUGUAAAGUUUCCUAUUAGACUAGAAGGGUUGGUGUUAGCACAUGGACAGUUUUCAAGUUAUGAACCAGAGUUAUUUCCAGGGCUUAUCUAUCGAAUGGUAAAACCAAGAAUUGUUCUUCUCAUUUUCGUAUCUGGCAAAGUUGUACUGACAGGAGCCAAAGUUCGUAGUGAAAUUUAUGAGGCAUUUGACAACAUUUACCCCAUAUUGAAGACCUUCAGAAAGACAUAACAAAUUUAUCAACCUGUUUUUGUUCUAAAUAAUAUUAAUAUUUAUCAACAUAUCCUUUAUCCGUUCUUCAUUAUAAAGUAAUUAGUGUGUAAAAUUGAUAGUCGAAGAGACAUCAGCUGAUGCUGUUGUUCUGUUUGAUACAGCUAUUUCAAAAAACAUUGAAGGGCCAAUGGCGAUUGCAAAUCUGAAAUGCACCGUGCAUCUAAACACAAAUAAUCAAGGUGUUUUAUAUGGUUUUGUUAAAAUAUCUCAACAACAUCUGUGUAAUUUCCAAGAAUGAUGAUAAGAGAUACGAGUCAUUCCAGCCAUUCCUGCAUUUUGGAAUGGCCUAUCUCCUAUUGCUUUUUGCCUGUCGCUUAUUAUCUGUUGCCGUUCACCCCUUCAACCUUUUUUGAAAUAACUGUAUAUCGUUUCAAGUCUACCAAAAAAAGCUUAUUAGUUAGCUCAUAGUUAAUAGCUAUUAACUAUUGUUACCUCUUGUUAGGUACAUGAUUACUUUCUGCUCUAGAGAUGCUUCAGUAAACCUGGGAUACAGAUACGUUUAGAGUUAUUUAUUUAUCCCAAAGCUUAAAAAAAAAAAAAAAAAAAGAAUUUAGAGAAAAAAWAAAAAAUAACAGGUUUUUUGAAACAACAAUCAUUAUUUUAGAGUACUGUUCACGUUUUUUCUGUAACCUGCACAAUAGAGUGCAGGCACUAAAACCGUGAACAUUAAAUAGUACUAAUUAGUACUAUUUCAUACAGAAUCCUUUGUUUUCUAUUGUUUAAUUAUCACUAUUUAGUGCUAAAAAUUAGUAUUUGUUUCACGGAUUUAAUGUGAGUACUCUACUCCAUUUUACAGUUGCGUUCAGUGACCAUCAAAAAUAGUUCCAAGCUAAGGUUGGAGAAAAAAAGAAUUUAAAGAAAAAAUAAAGAAUAACCAAUUUUUCGAAACAACAAUCAUUAUUUUAGUGCUGUUCAUGUUUUUCUGUAACCUGCACAAUACUUCAUUUUACAGUUGCGUUGAGUGACCACGAAUAAUAGUUCCAAGCCAAGGUUGGAGUUGCUGCGCAUGAUAAAAAGAAUAGUUUUUCUUUGCAUGGCAACUCCAGCCUCAACUUGGAACUUUAAUGCGUGGUCACUGAACGGAACUAUGGAGUAUUCAACACCAUUUUCAUGUAUUUUUGCUUUCAUCUUCAUCGUCUCAUUUAUUAUUAAUUUUUGAUGCAAAACAACCAGAAGUUUUCUAGAAGUUGUAGAGGUGGUCUCGUACAGGCUACAGAAACACUGAAAACAGGUCUAUUUAGAUGCAACAUUUUUGGAGCAAACAUGAUGUAAAUAUUCUAUAUUUCUAUAUAAUUUACAACUAUGAAUUAACAAACAAAUAAUUAAGUAGCAAUAAUAUUGUCCUACAAACUAAAAAAAUAUUAGUGUAUUCAAACUUGAGUUCUUUAGUAAUACAAACAUUUUUGUAAUAAAGCGAUUUUACUUUGCUCGUAAAA